CCUCGGCGCUGGUGAGGCGCGUUACCAGGGCGACGGAGCGGCUGGAAAUGGGGGAGAACAGUUACAGCAUCCGGCCGGCCGCCCAGCACAGGUUCAAGCCAGCGAUUGUCAAAGGGAAGAUCAACACUGUGCUGAAGGAGGAGUUAACAAACAAGUUUUAUGACCCUGAAGAAGUUCCCAUCCUGACCCGGAAGAUUGCAGAGACCAUAAAAGCUCAAGUAAAAGAGUGUGCGUUUGAGCGAUACAAGCUGGUGGUGCAGGUCGUCAUUGGUGAACAGAGAGGGGAAGGAGUAAAGAUGGCCGCACGAUGUUUCUGGGAUGCUGAUACAGAUAACUUUGCACAGGCAGUGUACAUGAAUGACAGUCUAUUUUGUGUUGCUGCUGCUUUUGGCUGCUACCACUAUUAGCAAACCAAGGAUAUAAACAGCUGGUGCAAUCUUCUCUGUGUGAAUAUGUUAAAUUUUUUUUUACAUCUGUACAAUAGUUUUUAUAAUAAAGUGAUGCAUGAUAGCAUUUAAUAAAGAAAUAUACAGUGACUUCGUUCAAAUUAGUGCUCCUGGUGACGUUGGCUUGGAUUGUUCUGGACCCAGACCACUACUUGAAAUCUCUGCUUACUUGAGGGGGAAGGAGUUCACACUGACCUCUGCAACAGCAGUGUUCAGAGAUUUCACCUUCUGAUUGAUGCUGACAGCCUUUUCGGUGGAA
Messenger RNA from Pristis pectinata (smalltooth sawfish), 705 nucleotides. RefSeq names its product dynein light chain Tctex-type 2B (gene dynlt2b). Gene Ontology annotation, biological process: microtubule-based movement. NCBI's taxonomy places the organism in Eukaryota, Metazoa, Chordata, Chondrichthyes, Rhinopristiformes, Pristidae. The transcript is spliced from 5 exons. Gene Ontology annotation, molecular function: dynein intermediate chain binding. The record is from RefSeq and is a predicted model, not a curated record. Gene Ontology annotation, cellular component: cytoplasmic dynein complex; cytoplasm. The coding region runs from base 48 to 407 and encodes 119 amino acids.